UUCACAUCUAGGGGCAGUUUAGCAUAGCCAGUUCACCUUCUAGCAUGCUUUUGGGAGGUGGGAGGAAACCAGAGAACCUGGAGGAAACCCACAUGGAUACAGGGAGAACAUGUGAACCUGCACACAGACAGUGACCUGAGCUCAGGACUGAACUGGGGACAGUGGAGCUGUGAGGGCGCAAUGCUAACUGCUACACAGAAAAAUAUAUAUGUUACAAAAAAACUGUGUUUUAGUGUUAAAAUAAAACGAUACUUCUACUCAAAACAUCACUCAUAAAGACAGGUUUGGGCUCAUUUUCUUGAAGGGUGCCAAUAAUUCUGGAGCUGACAGUUUCUGUGGUCUUACAAUCAGCACUAGCUAUAUUUCAGCAUUUCGCGUUUUCGUUUUUGUAAGUCCCUUGCCGGCAUCCGUAACGAAAAAGUAAACAGAUGCUGACUGUAACUUUUCUACCGGCGGAUUCGUUAGCAGUAGCAUUAGCAUGAGCAUUAGCAUGAGCAUUGUUGUCAAGAUGUGUGUGAGGAACCCGAGUGUUAAAUAUUCGCCCUAGUUGUUUUCUUUUGAACCUGAGCAUCAUAUCUGUCCUACAGUGUUCCUGCUGCUCGUUAGCCCCGGCUACAUCACUUAGCAAGCUAGCUCUCUUGUGCUCUGAUGCUAAUCAGUAGGAUUCAGUGAAAUGGAGAUAGUCUACACUCAAGGCAUUUGGAUGGCUGAGCUUCUUCAGUCAAACACCAGAAAGUAUGAAUCUUUCUGGCUGCUCGUUACUCAUAUGGGAGACCCAAAAGCGGCGUUCCUGCUCGUUUUCCCACCCGUUUUCUACCUGCACAGACGAACAGGCAUCGCCAUCCUCUGGGUGGCUGCUGUAUCAGAGUGGCUUAAUCUUCUCUUUAAAUGGGUCCUGUUUGGGGAAAGGCCUUACUGGUGGAUAGGUCAGUCGGGUUUGUUUGUGAAAAACAGCCCUUCGGUCCAGCAGUUCCAGUCCACCUGUGAGACAGGACCAGGCAGUCCCUCAGGCCAUGCCAUGGUCACCGCUGCAGUCUGGUGGGUGGCGGUGUCCGCCCUGGCCUCCUUUCUCCACGCUCGCUCUGGCAGUAAGAUACUGGCUGCGGUACCGUACGUCUUCUACACGCUGCUGCUGGGAGCAGUUGGUCUGUCUCGGGUCUUCAUUUUGGCUCAUUUUCCGCACCAGGUCAUCGCUGGUGUUCUGACAGGCAUGAUGCUGGGAGUGUUUUUAAACCGCACAGUGCCAGAUUGUCGCCCCCUGCUGUUCUUCCUGUGCUCCAGCAUGGCUCUGCUGUUCGGAGCACUGCUCAUGCAUGCUGUGCUGAAGAAGGUUGGCAUCGACCUCGCCUGGUCUAUUGCGUUGGCCAAGAGAUGGUGCUCUAAGUCUGAGUGGGUUCGCAUGGACACAAAUCCUUUCUCCUCUCUGAGCCGCGAUGCUGGCGCGCUGCUCGGGCUGGGGCUUGCCCAGUUCUGGAAGCCGGGAGGAUGGGUACUUCCCUGGGUGCCAAAGACCCUCUGCAUGGCGCUGUCCUCCAUGGCCCUGUACCACGUGAGCCGGUUCCCUCUGCCUACAGCUCCAGCCCUCCUCUUUUACUCACUCUUUUUCCUCAAAUAUGUCAUAGUGCCCCAGGUAGUGAUGGUGCUAGUACCUGGCCUGGUGCAUCUCCUCACAGCCAAACCCAAGAGGGACUGAGAAGAAUGAACAGAAUGACUUUUAACCUCUGUAUGGAGUCAAAAAUUGCCACCGAAGGUAGUGUAUUGACAAAUGGCUGUUCCAGGACCAUCACAUUAGUUGUCACAAGGCUAGCUGUUUAUUCUACAGGUAUCAUUCCAUAUUGAGAAGAAUGACAAUUUUCAUAUUGUCCACUAAAUUUGUUUUGUUCUGUCAAAAUGUUCUGUCCAAUUCAAACACUGAUUUUUUUUUUUUAAAUAAACGGUAGUAAUAUGUCCCAGACAGAAUAAUAAAGCAAUAUUUAUAAUGAAGACGUUAAAUGUAUACAGGGAAUAUGCCCUGAGAAAACAUUCCUUCUUGAGUAAUCCGAUUCGUGAGCAGUCUGCAUGUUUGCAGUUCCAUUAUAAGCAAUAAUUCUGCUAUUGUUUUUGACCUUGUCAGGAUUUUCUUAAGUCUAAAUACUGUAUGUGCUUACAUAUAAAAUGUUUGAUCAUUCAUCUUGAUGGGGAAAUGCUGGUUAACAGGUUGCUGUUGGUGCAAGGUCACAGAAGUGCACAGUUUAGUUGAUUCUUGGCAAAUCAACCACUGGAUAGCAAUUUUGUUGGAAUGUCACAUGAAAGAUGCCCUUCCUAAGAACAGCACACAAUUUGCAGCUCCUGAACUCCAUUGAAAAUUGAGUGCUGCAGACCAAAGUCAAACUUUCUGAUCAUGAGCAACAUCAGCAUGUAUAAGCAAAGGUCCCUAGCCUAAAAUGUGGUGGAUCAUUGGUGCUGUGGGGCUGAUUUGUGGCUAGUGAUCUAAGGGCCCUUAAUGCCAUCAUUAAUUCUGCUGCGUACUGGGACAUUUUAAUGCAAAAUCUGGUUGUCUGGUUGAAGUUAUGACUUGAACAUUCAACAAUUCAGCUAUUGUGUACAGUAUUUCAUUAUUGCUAUUACAUACAUGUUCUCUCUUCAUGUAACAGUGGGACAUGCAAACCGACUUGACUGUAAAGGCCUUUUAUUCUCCUGUUGUUAAGAGAAUGAGACAAAACGUAAUCGGUGUUUUGCAGUGGCCGUCUGUUUAGCACCCUUCAACAGAGGUAAUACAAUGGCAACUCCAUUAAAAAUAAUAUGUAACCUUACAGGAAGAUGAGUCAGUCUAAAUGCCAUAUCAAGCAGAAUUGCAGACAUUGAGGCCUUUUUGUGUGUUCAUAACACAAAGGAAAAAUAAAGUCAUAGCAUUGGCCCGAUAUAUUAUUGGCAUUUUUGUGGCAGUAAUAGGGAGAAUAAAGGUAUUAUUGUAAAAAGGGCCUCCAGUCUGGACCCAAUUGAAUACCAGUGAUGUGAAUUGAUGGUGUCCAUAUGCACAAGCCUAAGAAUACAAAGGAGUUUAAAAAGGUGCAUCACGGAGGAUUCAAGAUUCUCUACAUGUGUCUCAAACUUUGUAGAAAUUGUACUGCUUUAAAAGGUUAUGCUUGAAAAAAGAAUUGUAUUAAAAUAAUACUACACAGUAUCAAAUGUAUGACUUAAAACACCAUUAACUGUAUGUGUUACUCAUUUCAUAUAAUAAUUUCUGCUCAUUUUCAGAAUAAUUUUGAAGUUGACUGUAUCACAGUUAUUUGCAGUAUGAUUAAACACAUAGUCACAGA
Pangasianodon hypophthalmus (striped catfish) is the source of this 3299-nucleotide messenger RNA. RefSeq names its product glucose-6-phosphatase catalytic subunit 3 (gene g6pc3). The record is from RefSeq and is a predicted model, not a curated record. NCBI's taxonomy places the organism in Eukaryota, Metazoa, Chordata, Actinopteri, Siluriformes, Pangasiidae. Gene Ontology annotation, cellular component: membrane. The transcript is spliced from 6 exons. Gene Ontology annotation, molecular function: glucose-6-phosphatase activity. Gene Ontology annotation, biological process: gluconeogenesis; glucose 6-phosphate metabolic process. Bases 674 to 1693 code for a protein of 339 amino acids.